AUGGAAAGAUCAGUUGGGUCCGAUAUCCCGGCAAGCUCCGAGACUAUACCUUCUCGGAGUUGUGAAAAAUGCAACCAGAGGAAGACUCGCUGCAGCAGGACCAUCCCAUGUACUAGUUGUGUCAAGCUAGGGGUGGAGUGUAUUUUUCCACCACCCGGUCGAGCACCCCGCAGAAGAAAGAGAGCCCUAAAAGCGGAAUUGGUAUCACGAGUGAUGUACCUGGAGCACCGGCUCCAGGACCUUGGCGAGGACCCCAAGCCUCAGGCCCCUCCCUCCAAGCAUGACGAUUCACACUCAGAAGACACGUCUAGGGUCAGCGACAUUGUCUUUCCCUUGGAGCCUCAAAACAACGAGAGCGCUACAGGUGCGGCGACGAAUGGUCCUUUUGGGCAGCUAAUAACCGAUGGCGAGGGACGACAAUACGUGGAGCAUGAAGCUCUUGUUGGAUUUCAAAAUGAGAUUAUGAGCAGUUUCAGCAGGGAUUCAUCAACCAAAGAGACAAGGCAGAGUCAAUUCCAGGCAACAAACCCAAGUGCAUACAUGUUCGGAUUCCGGGCUCUUGCACAAUCUCUUAAUGGACUACACCCAGCACCACUCACCAGCCACCUUCUGUGGGAGACCUAUGAGAGGAAUGUGGCACCAUUGGUUUCGAUUCUUCACAAACCAACAAUUCAUCGUCUGGUCCGGAAAGCAGCCACUAACGCUGAAUUCCUCAGCUCAACCGAUGAAGCACUAGUAUUUGCUGUUUAUUUUGCUGCAGUUGCCAGCAUCAAGCCUGAAGACUGCCUCGAGACAUUGGGAAGUGAUCAUGAGACAUUAAUUCAGCACUAUCGCUUUGCAACAGAGCAAGCACUCGCUCGGGCAAACUUUCUGAAAACACGCAGUCUGGCUGUACUGCAAGCCUUGGUGGUUUUCCUUACUGCUUUGUGGCAGGCUGAAGACGAAAAUUUCAUUUGGGCUAUGACAUCUGUGGCGUACAGACUUGCCCAGGGAUCUGGUCUACAUCGCGAUGGGUCUCAUCUUGGCUUGAGUCCCUUUGAAACAGAGAUGCGCCGGCGGCUCUGGUGGUAUAUCUACCUUCUUGACGCACAAUCCUCAGAAGCACAGGCCAUAGGUCGCCUGAUAUAUGAGGGAAGCUACGACACUAAGCUUCCGCUCAAUGUCAAUGACAAAGACUUAUCCCCCGAGGCAACAGAGCAAUUCACAGAACGCAUUGGAUUUACGGAAAUGACAUUUUGUCUGAUUCGAUGCGAAAUCAACAUUCGAUCUCGCCAGAUAUGCGGAAAUUCAAGACCCAGUCUUACACCAAGGCGGCCAUCCAUUGAAGAGACUGAGAAGAACCUGAACGAGAUCAACUCUUAUCUGGAAAAAGACUACCUCAAGUUCUGUGAUUUAAAUGUCCCAAUUCAGUGGACUGCAGCUACAAUAACACGUAUCGCGCUGGCGCGGUCAUGGCUGAUAGCCCAUUUCACUCUGAUCACUACCGGCGAGCUCAGCUCAGAGCGGUGGCAACAGCGACGUGAAACUCUCUUCCAAACUGCAAUCGAUGUUUUAGAAUUCACCCAUUUGCUAGAAACGAGUACAGAGACAGCAGAUUGGAUCUGGCUGUUUCAGAUGUAUCGACAGUGGCAUGCUCUGAUCUUUAUAUUAUCUGAAAUAUGCGUUCGACCAGCAUCGGCCACUACAAAUCGUGCCUGGGUGAUAGCAGAUUUGAUGUUCCAACGUUGGCAGCAGAAUGGGCCGCCCAAAGGAUGGGUGCUUUGGAAGCCGCUCUCGCGUCUGCAUGAGCGCGCUGCUACAGAACGCACGAAGCAACAUGGUGUGCUGGAUAUCGAGCAGCUUGAAAAUAAUCUUCAAUUUCCGGGUCUACCUUGUGCAGACUCAUCGCAGAUAUCUUUCGAUUGGACUUCUCAGGUCCUUGGUCCUGAUUCUGUGGAUCCAGAUGUCUCGGGGUCUGUAAUUGAUACUUCGGCCAUGGACAUAUACCGUGAGAUGAUGCAGGGUGCUGGGUCAAUAUUCAAUUGGGAUCAGGGAGAUGUUGACCUAGGGGAUUGA
Messenger RNA from Penicillium salamii, 2055 nucleotides. Lineage: Eukaryota; Fungi; Ascomycota; Eurotiomycetes; Eurotiales; Aspergillaceae. The record is from the annotation of a GenBank genome assembly.